Molecule: messenger RNA, 1696 nt
Organism: Gamsiella multidivaricata
Lineage: Eukaryota; Fungi; Mortierellomycota; Mortierellomycetes; Mortierellales; Mortierellaceae
Exons: 7
Coding region: 159-1580 (473 amino acids)
Biological process (GO): chromatin organization
Cellular component (GO): nucleus
Molecular function (GO): nucleosome binding; protein binding
Source: RefSeq, a predicted model, not a curated record
AGGAUUCGAACGCGGUGUUCCUGUGCUCUUGACAUUGGAGGACAUCUUGGUUUGCAUGCCAUCGCGUUUACUUUCUCACUUUUCUGCCGUUCACCCAUUACUGAGUUGCGGCCCUCGUUUCGACCUGCCCUGCUCAACUCAGACACUCUUUUCAUACCAUGAUUCGUUUCGCGGUACUGAACGAAGAGGAGCAGUCAAAGUCAAAGGAGGAGGAGUCCGUGGAGAUUCAGGCCGAGAAAUGUUUAGGCGUAUACGAAGGCGCGAUUCGAUUGCUGCAGAAAGGGCAGCUAGAAGAAUCGAAGGGGAUGCUUAAGGACCUAAUAGACUCUGAUCUUUUCCAGAAUAUCGAUAACGACUCAGAGAUAGCGGCCCGGGGUACGCCUCUCCGUCGCUUGCAGUACCUGGUCUAUACGAAUUAUGCGUACAUUCUUGAGCAGGUCGCAGAAAACGCCUUAGCACUCCAAUACUAUCUAAAGGCGAUUGCAUUUGACUGUUCGGAUAACUCGCUAUGGAUCAAGAUUGGGACGAUGGCGGCAGACGAAAAAAAGCUCAAGCUAGCACGCUAUGCAUUGGAAAGCGGACUGCAGCAACAACGCACAGACGGGGUGGACAACACAGCAACCAACAACGUAUUCUCAAAUGAUUGGCCAGAUCAUGACUUCACGCCUUCUCAAUGGACAUGCCUGGAGACAUUGUGCAAUGUUCUUUACGAGAUUGGCGACUUUAUAGCAUGCGAGGACUACAUCCAAAAGGCGCUGAGGGUAUCGCCUUAUUUUCAGCGAGGGCUAGAGCUCCAAAAUUUGAUCCACAGCCAGCUUCAGGAUGGACCGGACUUAACUAAUUUCGGCCGCAUCGCUUUGGAUACAGCACCUUCAAAUAAUAUCGAGACCAGUGUAAAGCAGCUGGUUUUAGAGGAUCCGUCUUGGAUUACUCUCGGCGAGAAGCUGCUGGAGGAGUACAAGGCGAUGCUAGCAGACCCAGACCCAGACUUUUGCAACCAGCGCCUAGUGAUUCGGACACAAAAGGCAACCAGCGAGGACAUUGACAUGGGAGAGGUGCCUUUGGUAAUCCAGGAACCCGUUGCUACUAUGGAAGUAGAGUUAGCUACGGAAGAACCAGUGCCCCCAGAAUCCAAGGCCAUGGCGGAGCCGUUCACGCAGGAGCCCAUAGAAGCAAGCGGGCCAGCAGCUACUGUUGGAGAUGACGUUGGGGACCAAGGUGAUAAAGAUACUGCAGAGACAGAGCAAAACGCGGCUAUAAAACGGAAAAGAAAAGAGGUUGAGGAGCGAUCUGGAUUAAGGACGUCGAAGCGAGUGCGGGACAAACUCGAGCAGUUCGAAGAGACCAAGAGGAAGCGCGAAGAGGAGGAGCAAGAAAUGUUGUCCAAGUACAGGAUUGUUCUCUCCAAGUUUGGGAUGGAUAUCGAAAAUGCAUAUAUAUCUGGUGCAAACUCAGGGUCACUACGGGCAGAGCAGAUUUUCCCGAGCGGACUGUAUGGACUUUUGGUCACCUUCAACAAGCAUCUGGAGCGUCCCAACGCACUCGUUCAAGCCUCAACAAUCGAACAUGUCCAACAGUAACGUAUCUUUCAGAGCGUCCUUCAUCAUCUGGGGACCGACUUGUAUACAGUGGCUGGCCCAUCCUAAACUACUAUACCACCGAUUUCUCUGUAGGCAAAAGACAAACCACUUUGCGA